ACCUGUACACACGGAAGUCAUCCAGGAUCUUAUAUGCAUGAGAUUUUUUCCUCUUGUAGACUCUCUCUGUAAUUUACUCUGUCUGUUAGCGCUUCGUUAAACCGCAAUGGCGCUUAACGAUGCGACGGUCGGUGAGGAGACACCGAGGAGAUAACGUGCGGUUAUCAGCGGACGGUUGACGGUUGAUAUCCAGUGUGGGUCAAUGGACGCCAGGACCUGAAGGCUGCUGUUUUGACAGCUGGGUUGGGACUCCGGUACCUGGACUGUGUCUGACAGAGAGAGCUGCUCAGAGCCGAGGCUGAAACCUUAAAGUGGGGUUCAUUUUAUGUGGAGACAGAUAUCUGCGGAGGAGAAGUUGGUUUUAAAGCGCCAUUGAAGGAAAGACAGAAAGCUUCACACCGACAAGUGGCCAUGGCCUCUUCCCGGCUGAAGUACCUCUCUCUGGGCGUGCUGGUGUUCCAGACCACCUCCCUGGUGCUCACCAUGCGGUACUCCCGCACCCUGCAGGCCGAGGGCCCGCGGUACCUGGCCUCCUCAGCUGUGGUGGUGGCCGAGGUCAUGAAGAUCUUCACCUGUGUGCUGCUCGUCUUCAAGGAGCACAGUUACAGCAUGCGAGCACUGAACAGCGUUCUGCGUCAGGAAAUUGCCCACAAACCCCUAGAAACGCUGAAGCUGGCAAUUCCCUCGGGGAUCUACACGCUGCAGAACAACUUGCUGUACGUCGCCCUGUCCAACCUGGACGCAGCCACCUACCAGGUGACGUACCAGCUGAAGAUCCUGACCACAGCUCUGUUCUCGGUGUCCAUGCUGGGCCGCAGGCUGGGAGUGUACCAGUGGCUCUCGCUGCUGAUUCUUAUGGCUGGAGUGGCUCUCGUGCAGUGGCCCUCUGAGUCUGCAGCAACCCCAGAGAAAGAGGCCCACUCUGCAGGCUCCCAGUUUGUCGGUGUAGCAGCAGUUCUGGUUGCGUGCUGCUCCAGUGGGUUUGCUGGUGUCUACUUUGAGAAGAUCUUAAAGGAGAGCAAACAAAGCGUUUGGGUCCGCAACAUCCAGCUAGGGAUGUUUGGCCUGGUGUUUGGCCUCUUUGGGAUGCUGGCCUACGACGGAGAGAGGGUGAAGGAGUCAGGAAUGUUCCAGGGAUACAACACAGUCACCUGGACUGUCGUAGCUCUGCAGGCGCUGGGUGGUCUGGUCAUAGCAGCGGUCAUCAAGUAUGCAGACAACAUCCUCAAGGGCUUUGCUACAUCGCUAUCCAUCAUCCUGUCAACUCUUAUAUCGUACUUCUGGCUACAGGACUUCGACCCCACCAGCGUGUUCUUCCUGGGGGCCAUUUUGGUCAUCACAGCCACUUUCCUCUACGGCUACGAAGGCAAGCCAUCCCCCAACCCCAGCAGGGCGUAGGACACUCACGGCUGACACUACAGCAGCAGUAGGAGGUCCUGUUGAAGCGUUGAAAGGAGGACAGAGAGCUGCAGAAAAAAGGAGGGGAAAGGUCAUUAUCAUAUAUUGUGAUCACAAAAAGGAAGAGACAGAGCAGAGGAGGAGGAAGAGGGGAGGUAAGCAGGUUGGGAACAGAGGACAGACAGAGUGAAAAUGGUUAGAAAAAAUAAAAAGCAAGCACAACGCUGUGAUGGGUCUCACACACCAGAAGUGCCUCAGCUGAGAAGGGUAACUAAUGAGAAAAGAAAACUAUGGCGAAACAGGAUUGUUUGUUUUUCCUUUGUUCCUAUAAUUACCACUGUAGAAAUAAUCCUGGCUGCCACACCUACAGAUCUGGAGAGGUAUUCUCCACGGGACCGACUGAUUGUGUCAAUAAGAGCCUGUUUGACUGCCACUCACUGUAACUGCCACAUCCGUCACACCUACACAAUAAAGGAUUACAGCGGCAGACAGACAGGUGUUUCUAAAUCUCCUUCAGAACCACGUUUUUUAGAUGUAGUGUGACUUUAGCCCACAUUGUUGGCUUGUUCACCUCAGAUUUGCAGUAUUUAAGACUCCGACAGUCUUUCUUGUUCCACGUUUAGCUCUGAAAGCACAUUUCUCCCCCCGAAAUGAGCCUUCCCAGCCAUCGUUCACUCUAAAGCUGUGUACAUUACUGCAAACUCUAUCAGUCAAAUGGUGUAGGAUGCCUGAGAGGUACGACUCGGGGCAUAGAACAACUCAAUGCACCAGGAGCCUUUAGACUUUUGUAGUUGCAGCGACCAUAACUUGUAUUGUUUCCUAAAUUAUGGCUCCCUUGUAAUGGUUUUGUUCAGCUAUUUUUGGAAACAGUUUUUUGUUGCCAGGCAACAUAUAGUUACUGGGACGUCUUUGAUAACAUAUACAGUGACAGAAUUACUGUAUGACUAGUCUGUCUGUGUCUGGUGGAGUUAAAUGUUUUACAGUAGUCUGGGUGUAUGAAUAAAAUGUUACAGGAAUAAACUAAUCGGGCACUUGAGAAACACUGCUCUAGGCAGCAGUAACGGGCGAUUAUUAUUUGGUGAUAUUGAUUUUGAAGUGAAAAGGACAGUUUGAUUAUGUGGUGAAGAUUAUUUUGUAAAACUUGAAAUUAUGUUAACCUUGGGCGUAAAUACUGGCUCCGUUUAAAUUGUAAUCUAUGGAAAUAAAUGAAUUGUCUGUUUAA
This is a messenger RNA of Epinephelus lanceolatus (giant grouper), 2620 nucleotides long. It is a transcript of the gene slc35a3a, whose product is annotated as solute carrier family 35 member A3a. Gene Ontology annotation, cellular component: Golgi membrane. The record is from RefSeq and is a predicted model, not a curated record. NCBI's taxonomy places the organism in Eukaryota, Metazoa, Chordata, Actinopteri, Perciformes, Serranidae. Gene Ontology annotation, molecular function: pyrimidine nucleotide-sugar transmembrane transporter activity. Gene Ontology annotation, biological process: pyrimidine nucleotide-sugar transmembrane transport.